Molecule: messenger RNA, 1845 nt
Organism: Ceraceosorus guamensis
Lineage: Eukaryota; Fungi; Basidiomycota; Exobasidiomycetes; Ceraceosorales; Ceraceosoraceae
Product: PLP-dependent transferase
Exons: 5
Coding region: 254-1552 (432 amino acids)
Biological process (GO): L-aspartate biosynthetic process
Cellular component (GO): cytosol
Molecular function (GO): pyridoxal phosphate binding; L-aspartate:2-oxoglutarate transaminase activity
Source: RefSeq, a predicted model, not a curated record
GAUUGUCGCUCGCACCAUCGAUGCUGUCGAGCCGGCGAAGUCACUUAAGUCCUUGGCCACGCCGAGUCACCGCCACCACGUACCCAGCACCUCGGUAACAGCCACGAUCGAGCCUUGUUCAAAUUUGGUCAGGUCCGCUCGCCCUACUCACCCACUCUUCUCAAGAAUCUGCUCCUCGAGCGCAAUUUGAGCGUACACAAGCUCGCCUUCCACUUUGCCUUCCCUACCUGCCGCUCUUCCGCCUCUUGUCAAAAUGUCGUCUGCCUCGGAUAGACUCGCCGCCAUUCAGGGCCACGUAGACCCGGCAAAAGCUGCGCAAGCUGUAUGGGCAUCGGUGCCUGAAGCACCUCCCGACGUUAUCUUUCAAUUGACUGCUGCGUACAAGGCUGACAAGUACGAUAAAAAGGUCAACUUGGGCAUCGGCGCAUACAGAGAUAAUGACGGCAAGCCAUGGGUCCUUCCAAGCGUCCAGCAGGCGCAAGAGAGGUUGAUCGCGGACAAGUCCGUCGACCACGAGUACCUCUCAAUCACUGGUCUGCCCACCUUCACAUCUUCUGCAGCCAAACUAUUGCUGGGCGCUGAUUCUCCGGCAGUUGCAGAGGACAGAGUCACUAGCGUGCAAACAAUCUCUGGCACUGGCGCGAACCACUUGGGCGCUGUGUUCUUGAGCAAGUUCUACGCUUUCAACGGAGACAGGCAAAUCUUCAUCUCUAACCCCACUUGGGCAAAUCACAAGGCUAUCUUCAAUUCAGUCGGCAUCAAGCCGGUCGACUAUCCGUACUACGACGCCAAGACUAUUGCGCUUGACUUUGAGGGCUUCACGUCCACGCUCAAGAAUGCUCCAAAUGGCAGCGUCAUUCUGCUUCACGCAUGCGCACACAAUCCUACUGGCGUUGACCCCACCAAGGAGCAGUGGCACGCCAUCGCCGACAUUUUCCUUGCCAAGGGUCACCUUGCUUUCUUCGACUCAGCCUAUCAAGGCUUCGCAAGCGGCAACUUAGACGCCGAUGCCUUCAGCGUGCGAUACUUUGUAUCGCGACGAGACAUUCCCGUGCUGGUCUGCCAGUCGUUCGCUAAGAAUGCCGGGCUGUACGGAGAGAGAGUAGGGGCCUUGCACGUGAUUUCUGCUACGAAGGAGCAAGCAAAAGCGGUAACGACUCAAUUGUCGGUCAUUCAGAGGAGCGAGAUCUCAAAUCCACCCGCUUUUGGCGCUCGAGUGGUGAGCAUGAUCCUCAACGAUCAGAAGCUUUGGGCGCAAUGGAAUGAGGAUGUCCGAACUAUGGCGAACAGAAUCAUCGACAUGAGGAAGCAAUUGUUCGAGCUUCUCACCAACAAGCACAAGACGCCUGCUCCCGGAGGGAACUGGAACCACAUUGUCAAGCAAAUCGGCAUGUUUACUUACCUAGGCUUGUCCGAGAAGCAAGUGGCAAAGGUUGUCAACGAGGGCCACAUCUACAUGACCAAAAACGCCAGAGCAAGCGUCGCUGGUCUCAACACGCACAACAUCGAGUACGUGGCUCAGUGGAUCGACAAGGCGGUUCGAGAAGCCUGAUUGCACCAGCUAUCUCAAGCCUUUACCGCAGGGUGCGUUGCCCAGAUGACGCUUGGGUGACUCGGUAACAUUGGGAGAUGUGCGACGCUUGUUGCAUCUUCCGGGUGGUCUUCAGCGCUUCUCAACUCUGCACCUCAGAUACCGAAAUUAUCACCCAUGCAAUUCCAUACCGUGUACGGCUUGGCGACGAGAGUUGAUGCGUGCAUGUAUUGGCCUGAAACAUGAACCUCACAUCUAGUCCAGAGCCAUGCCGUCCCCGGUGUUCUCUUCCUUUGGCUUUGCCAAACCAUUCC